UUCUCUUUCUAACUUCCCGGGGAGAGGGGUUAACUAGUCUUUCCGUGGUGGUUGUGGAUUGAAUUAUAUUUUUCUUGUUUGCAGUCAAGUUUGUUUUUGUGUGUGUGUUAAACUUAACUGCUAACAUAAGAAAAACACUGGUAUGCCAAGAAAAAUUUUUAAUCGAAUUUCCAUACCAGAACUCACUAAUUGUUUCGUUGUUCGUGAUACUCGGUAAAUUUUCCCAUUUUUUAGAGUUAAGGAAAAUAAGGCUUUCCUGUCCUUCUUUCUUCAAGGCAUUCUCGAAACGAAACUUUUCUAUCAUAUAUGGUCUGUAAUAUCUUCCAUUUGGAAAUCGAGAUAUCCUUAGAUGAGGCCUGUGUUUUUCUUUUACUCAAAGUCCAGCUCCAAGAAUUUUUAAGUUUUAUUUGGUUUAGAUUUUGGCUUUACGAAGACUUCUUUUCAAUCAACGUCGUUAACGAGCGUCCACGACAUUCCAGUGCUGAUUCUAGUGCAAAUACUCGACAUGAAGAUCAAUUUAACAUCCAAGUUCGAAAGAAAGGAGGCAAGUCUGAUUCUAUGCGGUUUUCAAGUGAAUUUGCACGUGAAAUUGUUACUGAAGCUUUGCGGUUUCAAAAUCGAUUUGCUUCUGAUAGGGCAGACCAAAAACCGAGAUUUCCUUGUCGAAAAAUUGGUUGGUCUGAAAAACCUCAAAAUUUAAUUUUGGAAGUUUCUGCCUGUUCGAUAAAUCAAUUGGAAGCAAAUACAAAUUCUUUGUUGAAAAAUUAUAAUUAUAAAGAUAUCAGAUUAAUUAUACCAUUAAAAGGAAGACAACAAGAUGCUUUUAUAAUUGAAUUGGGUGAACAAAGGAGAAGGAUUGAUUUUGUUAAAGUUUUGGGUUAUCUCUUCUUUUUUUUAUUUUUCCGUAAAUCUCCUUCCCUCGAUAAUGCAUUCCUGUAA
This is a messenger RNA of Meloidogyne enterolobii, 939 nucleotides long. NCBI's taxonomy places the organism in Eukaryota, Metazoa, Nematoda, Chromadorea, Rhabditida, Meloidogynidae. The record is from the annotation of a GenBank genome assembly.